AUGUCUCAAAACGAGGGGCAUUUACGCCCAAAGAAGCUCAUCUUUGCACCGGGCGAUAUAUCAACGACCCCCGAGCUCCAAGCCACCGACUCAGCAUCUCAAUCCGCCGAGGCCCUCCGCUCCGACACCUCAACCCCAAACUCUACCACCGAAAGCGAGAUCCUCUCCCACCCCGCACGCGCCCAUCAAUUCGUCACAAACCCACCCUUAACCGUCUCCCAGCUCCAUGGCACAAACCCCCUCCACCAGUUCCACUCCUGGUUCAAAGACCCCCGCCUCGCCCCUAGCUCUGCUCCAGAAACCUGCACCCUAGCCACAGCCGAGCUCCCCUCCGGCCGCGUAAGCGCCCGCAGCGUCUACCUUAAGGAACUCGACGAACGCGGCUGGGUCGUUUACAGUAAUUGGGGUAGCAGGGAAGGUAAAGGCGGACAAGUCUUCGGGCGCGCAGAAGGUGGACCCGGAUCCACGAAUCUACCCGAACCCAGCGAAGCCGCGGUCUCUCACCUGGGUAAUAGAUGGGGUGCGCUGACUUUCAGCUGGGCGGGCGUUGAGCGCCAGGUACGGGUAGAGGGGAUUUUGGAGCCGCUGAGUCGGGAGGAGAGUGAGCUUUACUGGAGGACAAGAGAGAGAGGGAGUCAGAUUGGUGGGUGGGCUAGUUGGCAGAGUAAGGUUCUUUGGUCUGCCGAGCCGGGACAGUUGGAGGAGCGUCAGCGGAGGAAGAGUGUUGCGCAUGUGCAGGAGACGGCGGCGGGGUCGGAGGCUUUGGCUAGUUUGGAUGAGACGGAUAUUGAUGAUGGGAGGGCGUUGCUUGAGCAGCAGGUGAGGGAUAUUGAGGCUCGAUUCGAGGGUGUUAAGGAUAUUCCACUUCCGCCGUUCUGGGGAGGUGUUCGUUUGGUGCCGGAGUCUGUGGAGUUCUGGCAGGGUCGUCGUAGUCGGUUGCAUGAUCGGUUUCGUUAUGUGAAGCCAAUCUCCAUUCAUAUUCAUAUACCCGUGUAUAUAUACACAUACUCAAAGUCCACUAUGGCCUCUCCUGCGCCCAAAUCUUCCACUUCCCCCUGGAUCCUCCUCGCCCUAGCAAGCGGCGCCUUCGCCGCGCUAAACGGACUCUUCGCGAAACUAACAACGGAUGACCACACCACAUCCUUCGCGCAUUCCCUAGCCCACCUUUUUGGUCUUGAAUCCUCACCUUUCCUGGAACUACUCGUCCGAGGUGCCUGCCUGGGUCUUAACGUCCUCUGCAAUAUCAUCAUGUGGGCUCUCUUCACUCGUGCCCUAACAGCUGGACCGUCGACGGUCAAGGUCUCUAUCACUAAUACGUCGGCGAACUUCCUCGCUACGGCGCUAUUUGGUAUGAUUGUGUUCCGGGAGGCUGUUGGUGGUCUUUGGUGGCUUGGAGCGGCGAUGAUGGGAGCAGGAUGUAUCUUGGUGGGGAUGAGGGAAGGAGCUUGA
Penicillium odoratum is the source of this 1449-nucleotide messenger RNA. Its product is annotated as pyridoxamine-phosphate oxidase PDX3. NCBI's taxonomy places the organism in Eukaryota, Fungi, Ascomycota, Eurotiomycetes, Eurotiales, Aspergillaceae. The transcript is spliced from 5 exons. Gene Ontology annotation, biological process: pyridoxine biosynthetic process. The record is from RefSeq and is a predicted model, not a curated record. Gene Ontology annotation, molecular function: FMN binding; pyridoxamine phosphate oxidase activity. Bases 1 to 1449 code for a protein of 482 amino acids.